Molecule: messenger RNA, 675 nt
Organism: Macrosiphum euphorbiae (potato aphid)
Lineage: Eukaryota; Metazoa; Arthropoda; Insecta; Hemiptera; Aphididae
Source: the annotation of a GenBank genome assembly
AUGAGUAUUAAAUUGUUCGCAAUUUGUGUGACAACUAUCCUCUGUGUAGGAUAUGUUGCUGGUGAAUAUUGUUACAAUGAUGUUGUUGGUGCAUGCAGCCCAGUUGGAGGAGAAGUCCAAAACUGUAAUUCAAGAUAUGGAGCUUUCAAGGGUGAUGAAUUAUUGGUAAAUGUACAAGGUUAUGCCAACACACAUAUUUUGCGUAGUUUUCAAUUCUUGCUAAUGUCUUCUCAUUUUGGUAACUUUGAAAAGAACCGUGGUGGUUUUGAAAAGCUUUACAGACAAUUGUCUGACAAUACAUGGGAAAAAGCAAUUGAUCUUGUGAAGUUUAUUGGUAAACGAGGAGGACACAUGAACUUCCGUGCACGUAAAGACGAGAAGAAUGAAAAACAAAUUGAUUUUGAAAUGUAUGAAUUGGGAAGUAUGGCAAGAGCUUUGGAUAUGCAAAAAGGUUUGGCUGAAGAAGCACAUUUCAUUCAUGCUGAAGUCACUCGCAGAAAGGAACAUGAUCCCGAGGUUGCAUCAUAUUUGGAGAAUAACUUCGUACAUCAACAUUCUGAUAUUAUAAGAACAUUGGCUGGUCACACCAACGAUUUGAAGAAAUUGAUUGGCAAUCAACCUGAUCCAAGCUUGUCCCUUUAUCUCUUUGAUGAAUAUUUGCAGAAAUCAUUAUAA